AUGUCAUCUAAGAUGGCGGACGCGCUUCCUGAGCAGGGGCGCGAACUGCACAAGCUGGAGACGAAACAGCCGGGACUGGGGGGCCACAUUCUGCAGCGCCUAGACAGAAUCCUGGAGAGGUUCUGGCAGAUGAUUGAAGCUCGUACGAUGCCUGGACAGUCCCAACAACAAGGGGACCGGCGGAAGGGCAAGAGAAACAUGACAACUGAGCCCCCUAAAAGCACAACUCCCACGACUGCACGUAAGAAACCUGCCUCAGACAUCAUUACUGUAUAAACAGAUCAGGUGGAGCUGCUACUCCGGCCGCAAAGGCAUGGAGUAGAUGGAGAAGACGGAACAGCGCCCGCAUCAAGCAGAGGAUCACCCAACGCCCUCACACUUACCGGGCACAGAGGGAGUUGGCACCGCCUGGAGACCAGGAAUAUAGACCCCAGAACCAUUCUCGCUCCCAAGUCUGGAGACCCCAAGCCGACAGACAGGCGUACCCUCCACAGGUGGAAAAAAACAGAGACUCACCCACUAUAA
This is a messenger RNA of Pelobates cultripes (western spadefoot toad), 525 nucleotides long. The record is from the annotation of a GenBank genome assembly. NCBI's taxonomy places the organism in Eukaryota, Metazoa, Chordata, Amphibia, Anura, Pelobatidae.